CAGUUGUGAAGAGAUCAGUUCCAGAUGUCUGUGCAACUUGCCACAUUCACGCUACAUGUCAUCAAAUUGAAGGAAAAAGUGUCUGCAUCUGUAACUAUGGAUUUGUAGGCAAUGGAAGAACCCAUUGUCAAGAUAAAGACGAAUGCCAGAUUGGAGCCAGCAAGAUCUGUGGAAAUCAUACACUGUGUCAUAAUACACACGGAAGUUUUUACUGUGUCUGCCUUGAUGGAUAUCGAGCCUCCAACAACAACAAGACAUUUAUUCCUAAUGAUGGCACAAACUGUACAGAUGUAGAUGAAUGCGAGGAGUCUGGGCUGUGUGGUCGCAAUGCAAGAUGCGUGAAUACUGAAGGAAGCUACAGGUGUUUCUGCAAUGAUGGUUAUAAAUUAGAUAACGGAGAGCAUUCUUUUCAUCCAGAUGGGAACACAGUUUCAUGCAAAGAAAUUGGAUGUGGUUCCCCUCCUGAAAUGAAACAUGGCUACAUUGUGGGGAACUACAGCUUGCUACCAGGAAGUGCGGUUCAUUAUGAAUGUAAGGAAGGGUUUUACAGUGACGAGGGAAAGUUGUCGUAUUGCACUGCAAAUGAAACUUGGGAACCUGCCACUUUAAGCUGUAAAGGUGUGGACUGUGGGGUUCCACCCUCUGUUUUAAAUGCACAUCCAGCAUCUCUAAGUGGGACUACAUAUGGAAGUGAAGUUACUUACAAUUGUGUUCAUGGUUACUUUAUGGCAAGUGGCAAUCAGACUGCAGUCUGCAAUGCCAAAGGACAAUGGGAUGGUAUUGAUCUGGUGUGCAAAGAAAUAGACUGUGGCAAACCUUUGCUGAUUCCACACACAGAAAUGACCUGGGACAACUCUACCACCCUAAGGAGCAGAGUGCACUAUCAGUGUAAAGAAGGAUAUUAUUUUAAUGGAGGCAGGAAUUUUUCAGAAUGCACAAUAGAUCAGUCGUGGGAGAAUAUUACGUUUGUAUGCAAAGAGGAGGAAUUAUUCAGUAAUUUGUCCAUAUUCAAUGAAACAUGUGUGGAGUGGGAAAGGAAAACUGGAAGUUUGGGAGUGCAGAAAACAUACACAUUUCACAUACGGGGCCAGAGAUGGGAUGAGAAGACGUUCUCAGAAGACGUGAUAUUUAACAUCACUACAAGUGAAGAUAAUCCAAAGGUGUGUUUAGAUCUCGACUCUGGCAGUAACUACGUGGUGAAUAUUACUACAAUCUCUUCCACAAACACCCCUGUCUCGGUUACAGUAGCAGUUCAAACAAAGGUAAAGGAAGCUUUCAAUAAUGUACUGAUUUUUAAUGAUACCUGCUUGAAAUGGCGGAGAAAUGUCAGGGGAACUGAUGUGGAAGACAGAUAUUCAUUUCAUGUGCAAGGCCAGCGUUGGUAUCAGAAAGAGUUCUUUCAUGAAAUGAUCUUUGACCUUACUACACACAAGCAGGCUCCAGAAGUUUGUUUUGAUUUGCAGCCAGGCACCAAUUACUCUGUUAAUAUUUCCAUGGCAGCUUUGAAUUUUUCAUUGCUCGUUUCCAUGACAACACAAAUCACAGUUUUCACAGAUGUUAUAUUGUUGAUAGUCCAGCAGCAGAACAAGGAGAGGAAUGAGGGGGCAGUGUUGGGCACAGCAGGUAAAAAGAUGGUUUG
Molecule: messenger RNA, 1639 nt
Organism: Nestor notabilis (Kea)
Lineage: Eukaryota; Metazoa; Chordata; Aves; Psittaciformes; Psittacidae
Gene: SUSD1
Product: sushi domain containing 1
Exons: 11
Molecular function (GO): calcium ion binding
Source: RefSeq, a predicted model, not a curated record